ACGCCAGGGACUGAGAAAACCUGACUCGAAACCCCUUAGUGCGUGUGUUGGUGUUAGCUGUUGGCUGAAGGGAAAGAUUUAGGAAGGGGGCAAGCAAGAGGAAGCACCAAAAUGACUGCUUCAGUGCGUGCAAGAAAGUGAACGGGGAAGAAACACACAUCCACAGCCCAUUGCUUUACGCUGCUAGUUCGCGGUGUGACUGUCGCAAGAAUGGCUCAACUAACACGAUGUCCACCAUCAUCUUGGUCGUCGCCUGCUCUUCGUGCUUCGUUAUCGACAAACUGUGCGGUGGACAAAAUCUCAAAUUAUGCAAAAGCAAUCACAGCAGCCGCAGCAGCAGCAUUACGCGAGUACGCAGCCGAACUGCUGCUGCUACACUUUUCAUGUGCUGGUUCUCUUUCUCUCGCUCUGUGUACGCCCUAAAACUUUCUCGAAGCCCUAGCGCUGGGCAAGCAGCUACAAGUGGCGAGUAGCAGUGGAAGCGUUUAUUUUUAAUGAUCCCUCACCAGUAACGGGGGCGCUGACAGGCGAGCUGGAUGAUCGCUGGCGGCCGCCCUUUCAGCCCCGCAGUCGCAGUCAGUCCGGUUUUGCAUCCCAAGCACACGCGUGUUUGGGAUGGUGCGCCGAAGCAAAAGCGCUGUCAAAAAUUGCGCAAUACUCGCGCGAUGAGAACAAAACAACACGCAAGAACAACACACUGGCAGCGGGUAGCCGGCUGUUUGUUUGACGGAGAGUAUUUUACAUCCCUUCAUCCCUGCAAGUAUUGGGCCCACUGAACGGAGCGAGCCAAGUAGUAGUAGUAGAAGUAGUACGUCGUAUGCCGCGCAGCAGAGUAAUUGAUCGCUGACGCACCGAAUUUAACCACCGAACGUUCCUAACGAUCACAAUCAGCCCGUUUGUUUUCAAAAUUAAAAGCCCGUAGCGAACGGAACCUUUUGCUGCGCAUCGUGCUGCCUGCCUACCGGUUUGGAUGGUACAACCGUCGCUGUGCUGUUUGUGCGCGGAAAAGUCUAUCAAAGACGAUUAAGCAGCAGCAGGGAUCGGAGCUGAAGCUUGGCGAAGGAGAAUGUUGACCAUCUAACGAUAAGCGAGAUAAAUCAACACGCGUUCAUCGUGCGCUACAAUCACCUUCCCAAACGCCUGCGACAAACACGCAGUACCGGCGGAACCUAUUUGCAAAUACCGGGGUCAGCAGACGGAAAGAGAGAGAGAGAGAGAGAGAGAGAGAGAGAGAGAGAGAGAGAGAGAGAGAGAUAGAGCCGACCCGCCCGCUUGCAGUAUAUGUGAUGAAUUCGGACGAAUAUGAGCAGCUGCCGACGUCGAGCGUGCCGGCCAUCAUGACGGCCGGUGCGAUAGCGGGCGUGAUGGAGCACUGCGUCAUGUACCCGCUCGACUCGGUGAAGACGCGCAUGCAGUCGCUCACACACAUGCAGGCGCACGACACAAUCACGUCCACGCUGCGCGACAUGAUCCGGCACGAGGGCGUGAUGCGCCCGUUCCGCGGCGUGAUGGCGGUGGUGGCCGGGGCCGGCCCAGCCCACGCCCUCUACUUCGGUGCGUACGAGUGCUCGAAGGAGCUGAUCGCGACCGUCUCCGAUCGGGACCAUCUGAACUACAUGCUGUCGGCGACGGCGGCCACACUCGUGCACGACGCCGUCUCGAACCCGGCGGACGUGGUGAAGCAGCGGCUACAGAUGUACAACUCGCCGUACAGGUCGAUCAUGCACUGCGCCACCCAGGUGUACCGGACGGAGGGUUGGCGGGCGUUCUAUCGCUCCUACUCGACGCAGCUCGUGAUGAACAUACCGUACUCGGCGAUCCAGUUCCCCACGUACGAGUUCUUCCAGAAGCUGCUCAACAAAGACAAUAAGUACAACCCGCCCGUCCACAUGGUGGCGGGUGGGGUGGCCGGUGCGGCCGCCUCCGCCCUGACCACGCCGCUCGACGUGUGCAAGACGCUGCUGAACACGCAGGAGGACGGGGCGGGCAAGACGCGCGGCCUGGGGGAGGCGGCGAAGAAGAUCUACCGCACCGCGGGCGUGAUGGGCUUCUUCAAGGGUAUGCAGGCGCGCGUCCUGUACCAGAUGCCGGCGACCGCCAUCUGCUGGUCGACGUACGAGUUCUUCAAGUACAUACUGUCGCGCGUCAAGAAACCGGUCGGCGGUGGUUCGACAGGAGCGACGGCGGUGGUGGGUGGAGGCAAUGGUGACCUGCGGUACAUGAUACCGGCGAGCGCUGCCGUCAGUGCCGAGGCGGCCUCACCGGCUGCCGGCUGCAGCGCCGUCAACAGUGCCAGCCUGCUCAUCCGAAGUCCGGAGCGUGAAAGCAGCGGCGGUGGUGGUGGUGGUGGUGGCAGUGUGGCCGGAGCGGACAGCAGCAAGGGAGGGAGCACGGCGGCCGGGUUGAUCCCGCGCGGUGGCCCCGAACUGCCGGCCAUGUCCGGUGCCGGCAUCUACGGUGCGAUGAGCUACAACACGAUGCACUCGAAUGAUACAAACCACCUAACCGACGUCCGAAGGACGAACUAGAGCGCCUGGCAAAACGAUGGGGAGGAGAGGGGGGGGGGAGGAGGUGUUGUGUGGAGGGAGUGAUUGGCUCCCCUUAUUGCCAUGCCUGCCUUCCCUCCCCUCGGGUUUAGAUGGGGCAAACCGACGACGACCCGGCACUCGAAGUGCGCGGAACAUGUACGGUGUGUUGAUAAGUUAAUAAUAUUGUUGGUUUAGCGUUUACUAGGUGAAGCAAGCAGAAAGAGAGAAGGAGAGAGAGAGAGAGAGAGAAAGAGAGAGAAAGAAAAAACGAGCAGAUACAUACACACACACAGUAAGUCACGGCGAUCAUGCAGCAUCAUCUCGAUCACGGUGGAAAUUAUAGGAGAAAGGCAAAAACGGCAACGUUUAGAUAGCGAGUUAAAAUCAGCAUCUGAGGCAAAAGAGUGAGCUGUUUGUGCGUGCGUUUGCGUGCAUGUGUGUAUGUGUGUGAGAGAGAGAGAGAGAGAGAGAGAGAGAGAGAGAGAGAGAGAGAGAGAGAGAGAGAGAGAGAGAGAGAGAGAGAGAGAGAGAGGAAAUUUGCGUGAGUCCACGUGUGCGCGCUCCAAAAGAGAACGGCUUCGAAGAAGAAUCAUCUGUUCCCGGGCGCACGCGCGCGCACACAGUCAGUUUGCGUGUAUGAAACCGUGGGCGCACCUUACAAAGUACAGCGUUUUGUUAAGUUUACCUUAUCACCGGCGAAAUAGCAGAGUGUGUGUGUGUGUGAGAGAGAGGGAGAUAGAGAGCGCGGGAACGAUGGUUCAGGCAAAAUGGGAAGAUCACAAGAAAGGAUCAGAAAGAUCAGGGGGACCCUGUUCCAAGGCCGGCGGAUGGAAUUGGAUGGAAAACAGUGAACGAUACUGUUGGUGACCGUUUUGUGAUGUUGUGGAAAUGGAGAGAGAGAGAGUUACUUCACACGCACAGAUCGGUCGCACGUCAUUGGCCACGUGAUAGGAUGUAGGAUGUAAAACAGUCGGACAAAGGGACAGGACGACCUGCUUGUCGAUUACAUUGCGCUGUCCCACUACCAUAUAUAUAGAAAGAGAGAAAGAGAGGGAGAGAGCGAGUUAUACAGAGAGAGAAAGAGGGAUAGAGCACACGAAGCGCAUGUCUCGAAGACAUCGUUUUAGUGUGCCGUUUUGUGUGCUACAGUCGGUCGGAGGGGAAAGGGGAAUACAGUUGGCGAAUUCCCGCUCCUGUAUUAAUCUUCGCAUAGUCUUUGUUCCGUAUUUUUUCCCUCCAUUAUUUUUCGGAUUGAUUUCGGAAAAGGGAGGAAGCGGUGGGACGCUUUGCCUGCUGGCCAUACCAUCACAUCUCAUUGCCACCGCUUUGGUGAAAGUGAUCAUGGGAACGAUCGUGUGCUGUUGGCAAACGGGGAGGGUAGAAGUGGCAUACAGCUUCACCACGCACGAGCGGAACUUCAACUUUCCCCAAAAUGCAGCUGAUGAUGAUGCCCCAUUGCAACGAAAAGGAUGUUUGCGAGCCUUGUCCUUCGCGAGACGCCCGCGCAUGUGUUUAGUGGGCGUGUACGGCAGUUUCCUAUACUCAUUAUCAGUUUGUAACCAUUUUACUACGAUGCCAUUUGUAAAUGUACAGAAUGUGAAAAUGUUGAUGUUUUUCUUCUUUUUAUUAGCUUUCAUUUUCGGUUGUUUUUUUGCUCAAGAUCGCGCGCGGGAACUGCGGAAAAGAAUGGAAGAAAGGGGGCUGAAAUCAAUGAAAUCAAAUUAAUUGUAUUGCUGAACACACAAUAAACACUGUUCUUCAAAGGGGACGUAGAUCGCACAAACGCUUUCGCGAUCGAGAACCCGCUGAUGAGCACUCAUUACAUUCGACAAGUCAAUUACAUACAGCGGAACGUUAAAACGAGCACAGGCUAGAGGCGAUCGUUUUUGGAGGGGGACGGUGGGCUCGCCACCAGCAACAUCCAUCUGACGAUGCUCCAUACCUCAAUAUGUGUUUCCUUUCUAAAAUGAACCACUUUGCUCUACGUUUUUACGUUCCUUCUUUUUGAUUGGAUGUUGCUUUUCCUUAUGCUUAUGGCAUAAAGCGCAACGCAUCGGGAAAGAGUUGGUGGCAGCGUUCGGGAAAUGGCAACACGAAAGGGCAUCACAAUGUGUGCGUUUCUCCCGUAGCUGAUGGAUGGACAGACGACUCCCCUUUCCCCAAAGGUACAAAUAAAAGCAAGGGCUGGAUAGAAUAAGAUGCUGUAAGCGCACUGUAAGUGAAACUUGGGCAGCCAGCGACAAACAACAGUCACAAAACGUAUGUACCGUAAAAAAAAACACACACAAACAUACCCGUCUCGCCCACAGGAGAUUCGAAAAACGGAAGAAGAAAAAGGAAUAAAACAGUACUAUUUCAACAACCUGUA
Molecule: messenger RNA, 4896 nt
Organism: Anopheles merus
Lineage: Eukaryota; Metazoa; Arthropoda; Insecta; Diptera; Culicidae
Gene: mfrn
Product: mitoferrin
Exons: 3
Coding region: 1287-2528 (413 amino acids)
Biological process (GO): iron import into the mitochondrion
Cellular component (GO): mitochondrial membrane
Molecular function (GO): ferrous iron transmembrane transporter activity
Source: RefSeq, a predicted model, not a curated record